Molecule: messenger RNA, 1660 nt
Organism: Cephus cinctus (wheat stem sawfly)
Lineage: Eukaryota; Metazoa; Arthropoda; Insecta; Hymenoptera; Cephidae
Gene: Uxs
Product: UDP-glucuronic acid decarboxylase 1
Exons: 5
Coding region: 252-1598 (448 amino acids)
Biological process (GO): D-xylose metabolic process
Cellular component (GO): cytoplasm
Molecular function (GO): UDP-glucuronate decarboxylase activity; NAD+ binding
Source: RefSeq, a predicted model, not a curated record
GCCAGUAAUCAAUAUCGAACUGGUCAAUAAUUCCUUGGCAUUUGUUGGCAUGCAACCAACAGGCUAGAUGUACUUUUUAUUACAAUGCAAUUUCGAUAAGGUUAUGUCAUGUUAUUUUUGUGGGAUGUUUUGAAAUGUUAUUUACUCGGUUGUGCACUAUCUGCCAGAACAAAAACAAAUGUUAAAAUAGUGCGUUGAUAUUCGCGCACAAUAAAUUAAAUCAAAAGAGAGACAUGUAAAAUUCAGAAAGUAUGAUUUUCACCCAACGAAAAAUGAAGCAAUUUGUUUUUACCAUAGUGUGUGUAAUAUUAGUUCUAGGUUUCUACAAAUCAUGGGCACGUACGGAUAAUGAGCACAGUUUAUUCAGUCAUCAACACCUGACUAAAUCGACUGAUAACGACAUGGAGUCUUCUUUGAAUAAAGCAAAAAAUGAAAAUCCUCCUGGUUAUAUAGAAAUUAACGAUCUUCAAGAAGCAAAUAAUCGGAUACGAGAACUCGAAGACAAAUUACAGCGUAUAGAAGUCAAGAUUGAAAAUCGCGUGCCGAAAAAUUUCCCGACUGUUAAAUUUCUUAACUACAAGAAUCGUAAAAGAAUUUUAGUAACCGGAGGCGCCGGAUUUGUUGGUUCCCAUCUUGUUGAUCGUCUCAUGCUCGCUGGCCAUGAAGUGACUGUGGUUGACAAUUUUUUUACUGGGCGCAAACGAAACGUGGAACACUGGAUUGGCCAUGAAAAUUUUGAGCUUGUUCAUCAUGAUAUAGUGAGACCACUUUAUCUUGAAGUCGAUGAAAUUUAUCACCUUGCCAGUCCAGCCAGUCCUCCACAUUAUAUGUUAAAUCCAGUGAAAACUAUAAAAACUAAUACAUUGGGUACAAUAAAUGUGCUUGGACUUGCUAAAAGAGUUGGAGCUCGGGUUUUGAUAGCUAGCACUUCAGAAGUAUAUGGGGACCCUAAUGAGCAUCCACAGACAGAAACUUACUGGGGUCAUGUCAAUCCAAUUGGGCCAAGAGCUUGCUACGAUGAAGGAAAACGUGUUGCUGAGACACUGAGUUAUGCUUACAUGCGGCAAGAAGGUGUUUCCGUAAGAGUUGCUAGGAUAUUUAACACGUUUGGACCGCGAAUGCACAUGAACGACGGUCGCGUUGUUUCGAAUUUUAUUCUUCAAGCUUUACAAAACGACUCCAUCACUAUUUAUGGCGACGGACAUCAAACAAGAUCGUUUCAGUAUGUCUCAGAUUUAGUUGAUGGACUGAUUGUGCUGAUGUCCUCAAAUUACACAUUGCCCAUCAACAUUGGAAACCCUGUCGAACACACUAUUGAACAGUUCGCUCUAAUGAUAAAGGAUCUAGUGGGUGGUACAAGCAAAGUUGUAGAGCUGGCAGCAGUGGAGGAUGAUCCUCAAAGACGAAGACCGGAUAUAAGUCGUGCCAAGAAAUAUCUGGAUUGGGAGCCAAAAGUGCCGCUUGCUGAAGGCCUCAAACGGACGAUAUCUUAUUUUGCAAAGGAGUUACAAAGAACGAAACACUCUCAAAGAGAUAGCUUUGAGAUGGAACAACUGCCUUUGUUUAAAAAUGAUCAUGACAUCAUAGAGAAUUUGUAGAAUUCAAUCAUCAUGAAACUGAAAUAACUUUGGAUGGGUACACUUCAUUGAGUCAACUGAAG